Messenger RNA from Aspergillus sclerotioniger CBS 115572, 569 nucleotides. RefSeq lists its product as uncharacterized. The record is from RefSeq and is a predicted model, not a curated record. The coding region runs from base 131 to 508 and encodes 125 amino acids. Lineage: Eukaryota; Fungi; Ascomycota; Eurotiomycetes; Eurotiales; Aspergillaceae. The transcript has a single exon.
CCUGAAGAUCCGGCAGUUGCCUCGGAACCAGCCGACCAAGGUGGGGCUUUCUUUCAAUCCACUCUGGUACAUAUAAGACGAAGUCGUUUCCAGGAUAUACGGAAAUGUUGAAAACUUGAUAUGUGGAGGGAUGCCUGGACACGUAAUUACAGGGGACAUGGUUGGGGGAAAGAUAUUUACAGGGGACAAAGUAAUGGGAAACAUUGUCAAGAAAAAAUCCCAGAAAAAAACCAAGAAGGGAAGAGAAGAACGCAGACGGGACGGAAUGGUCGAGGAUACUACUGAGAACAGCCCGCCUCCACCUUACACACCCGCCUCGACAGACCAGGGCAAUGAUAAAGCACCCAAUGAGGAUGAGAACAACAGCCCGACUUCCCCUCACGUCCACGCCAUGGCAGACCUGGGAAAUGAGAACCCUGUGAAUGAGUCAACCAUCUCUGCAAAUGCCUCUGCGGGAGACCAAGCCAAUGAUCAUGCUUCUGAGAGAGACCCCGCCAAGCUCUGGUGAAAAAGGUGAUGAGGAGGAAAGGUACAAGACAUCCUUAGGGGGGGAAUUUGGCAGAGGAAAC